This is a messenger RNA of Spea bombifrons (plains spadefoot toad), 1751 nucleotides long. RefSeq names its product solute carrier family 35 member C1 (gene SLC35C1). Gene Ontology annotation, molecular function: antiporter activity. NCBI's taxonomy places the organism in Eukaryota, Metazoa, Chordata, Amphibia, Anura, Pelobatidae. Gene Ontology annotation, cellular component: Golgi apparatus. The record is from RefSeq and is a predicted model, not a curated record. The transcript has 3 exons. Bases 144 to 1217 code for a protein of 357 amino acids. Gene Ontology annotation, biological process: protein O-linked glycosylation via fucose; GDP-fucose import into Golgi lumen.
CUCCGCCCCCAGUACCUGUUCCUGUUGGCGAUGGCGGAGGUGAGUAAACGAGGCAGUUACCUGGCAUUUGCUUCCGCUGGCUCCACCUGACAGACCCGCAAACUUAAGAUCACAGGAGCCUCAAGCGUUCCGGCAUCCUCAGGAUGGCGCUCUCAGGGGCUGGCGAAGGGGAUUUGGAGAGGGGCAACCGGGAACCGUUCCUGGUGAGAGCUGUGAAAAUAGCCCUGGUGGUGAUGCUCUACUGGUUUAUCUCGAUCACCAUGGUGUUCCUCAACAAAUACCUCCUGGACAGCCCUUCCCUGAAGCUCGACGCCCCGCUCUUCGUCACCUUCUAUCAAUGCUUGGUGACGGUGCUUCUGUGCAAGGGUCUCAGUCUGCUGUCCCACGUCAUCCCACCCAGCGUCAUGGAGUUUCCCUCGGUGCGCUUUGAUCUCAAGGUUCUGCGGAGCGUUCUGCCCCUGUCCGUGGUUUUUAUCGGUAUGAUCACCUUUAACAAUCUGUGCCUCAAGCACCUCGGAGUGGCCUUCUACACGGUGGGCAGGUGCCUGAGUACUGUCUUCAACGUGCUGCUCUCGUACGUUCUGCUGAAACAAACCACGUCGCUGUACGCGCUGCUGUCCUGUGGAGUCAUCCUUGGAGGCUUCUGGCUCGGCAUUGACCAGGAGGGACAAGGUGGUACUCUGUCCUGGGCUGGCAUAUUCUUUGGCGUUUUGGCCAGCGCAUGCGUCUCCCUGAACGCCAUCUACACCAAGAAGGUCCUCCCAGCAGUAGAUGGUAGCAUCUGGCGUCUCACUUUCUACAACAACGUCAACGCCUGCUUUCUCUUUCUUCCCCUAUUGCUUGUGUUUGGGGAACUGGGCAGCUUGAUGGCCUUCGACAAGCUGGCAGAGUUUUACUUUUGGGGCAUGAUGACGCUAGGAGGGAUCUUUGGCUUUGCUAUUGGAUACGUGACCGGGCUUCAGAUUAAGUUCACUAGUCCUUUGACCCACAAUAUCUCCGGGACAGCCAAGGCCUGUGCUCAGACCGUCCUGGCUGUGUUCUACUAUCAGCAGACCAAGAGUUUCUUGUGGUGGACCAGCAACGCUAUGGUUUUAGGGGGUUCCUUCUGCUACACAUGGGUGAAGGGCCUGGAGAUGAAGAAAACUCAGGCUCAGCCACUACCUACCACAAACGAAGAUGAGAAAAGUGUUUCGAAAGUCAACAUUCUAAAUACCUAAAGAACCUUAUCACGGAAAAAAAUCCUACAGGCCAAAAGCAUAGGAAGGACAUUUUUUGGGGGGGGCAGUGAUGUGGCUAUGGUUUCCACGGGUCUGCAACUUCUAAGAAUUUAGGAACAAUCAUUCCCUGUAAUAGAAAUUUGCCUAAAUAACUUAUUUUUUGACAAUACGUGCCUCACUGUACUUCACAUCCAUUCCAGUUAGAUGAAUUUGUGAACCAAAAAGGAUGGGUUUUUUUAAUUCUAUUUAAGGUGGUAGAUGUAAAUAUUAGGUAACCCAUGAUCUACAAUGCUGUAUAGCACAUCUGUACUACGUUAUAUACUGUAACAAAUGUGGCCUGCGCUCCGCAUUCUACAAUGAAGGGAAAAAAAUCUAUUGUUAACAAGAAAAGGCGUUCUAUAAUGUAUAAUUAUAUUGCUUAAGUGUACUUAACGCAACGAAGAGAUGUAGGAAUGUAUAACAAAACUGAAAAACAAAUCUUGUUGAAAUUUGUACACCAGUGAAAAUAAAUGUUGCCUUUUUUAUCGGUACAAA